This is a messenger RNA of Oikopleura dioica, 348 nucleotides long. Lineage: Eukaryota; Metazoa; Chordata; Appendicularia; Copelata; Oikopleuridae. The record is from the annotation of a GenBank genome assembly.
AUGUCUUCAACAUCUUUUAGUGAGAGUUUUCUGACAGAUACGUCUGUGGACGAACAAAAUAUUCAGUUCAUCAAUGGAAAAACAGCAGUACAAUUUAGAGAUUUCAUCGAGAAAAGCAGCCAAUUCCAAAGUAUUUGGAAAGCGCUGACCGAUGAACGACGCGAUAAAUACGAGAUCAAAGCAAAAAUGGAACUCCUAGAAAACAAAAUUGAAAUUCUAUCAAAAGAAAAUGCCUCUUUGAAGAACAGAAUUGAAACCCAAGAAUUAAAAACAGUCGAAAUGGAAGAAAGUGCUGAAGACAUGCGUAUUGAGAAUGAAAUUUUGAUGGAAAAACUUGAGUCAACAUGA